Molecule: messenger RNA, 7722 nt
Organism: Topomyia yanbarensis
Lineage: Eukaryota; Metazoa; Arthropoda; Insecta; Diptera; Culicidae
Exons: 2
Coding region: 1-6066 (2021 amino acids)
Biological process (GO): DNA integration
Molecular function (GO): nucleic acid binding
Source: RefSeq, a predicted model, not a curated record
AUGGCUGAUGAGAAGGAAUCAGCGGAAGCUGUUGGUCGAAGCUGCAUCCACUGCGACGAUGAUGAUUACGCUGACGAUAUGGUCCAGUGCGACCGCUGCGACUCGUGGGCCCAUUUUCGCUGUGCCGGUGUGACCGAAGCGGUGAAGGAUGCGUCGUGGAACUGUUCGAAAUGCAGCACCCUGCUGCAAGUACCGAUUCGUACCGACAAGAAGGCGCCCAGUAAGAAGGGGCCGACGAAGAAGACCACAAAGAGCGAUGGUGGCUCAGAAUCCGGUAGAGGUGCGAAUUUGGAAAUUUCCCUCCAACAGAUGGAGUUGCAGCAUAAAGCUCUGGAAUCAGAGUUAGAAGAGAAGAAAAUCAUCCAUGAAAAGCGACUCGAAAUGGAGCGCUUAAUUUUAGAAAAGCGAAAGGCACAGCGAAAGGAAAUGCUGGCGAAGGAGAAGAAACUGAUGGAGCAGCAGUUAGCAGACGAACGGGAGUUCUUGGAGCAACAGAAAAAACUCCGAGUUAACUUCCAGCGAGCUCGUGAAGAGCUAUUUUGCCUGCCCGAAGGCGACCAAGAAGAAGGCGCUAUCGAAAGAGAAGGAACCUCCGACAAGGUGCGGAUGUGGAUGGAGUCCAUUCCAACGGAUCCACGAGGGGCUUAUUCAAAGGACCUGCGACGGGCUGGAUGCAAUCCAUCAGAAACCAAAGCAAAUGACGUAAAGAAAAAUAAAGUAGAAUUCCCAAUACCCAAGCAAGUGCCCGGGGAUUUGUGCGGUCGGAAAUCAGGCACAGUUGAUCGUAAGCAACCAACGCUAAUGCUAAACGGGUCGGGGUUGAAUUCAACUGGCAAUUCCCACCAAAGCAAGUUUUCCCAUAAUCAAAAGGGGAACGCAUUUCUACGGUCGUUGUUGCUGGACAACGAAGAAAACGAGGAGCAAGAUGAGGAAGAGGAACAAGACUCAAUAUUGCAGCAGGAAUUAACGGAGGAGGAAGAAACCGUUCUUCGGAAUCUUGUAAAUCGCCGAAGACAGAACCGAACGGGGUUUCAGCGAGCAGGGCCAGCUAGAGGACCAACUCCGGAACAGCUAGCCGCGCGACAUGCAGUGUCAAAACAUCUUCCUAUCUUCAAAGGGGAAGCGGAAGUUUGGCCGCUCUUCAUAAGUUGCUAUGAAACUACUACAGCAGCUUGUGGAUUCACCAAUACAGACAACCUGAAGAGACUCCAGGACAGCCUUCAGGGUCUGGCGAAAGAAGCUGUGCAGAGUCGCUUAUUACUGCCAGAGUCGGUUCCCGAGGUAAUCGAGGAUCUCCGCAAGUUAUUCGGCAAUCCGGAAAAGCUACUGAAAUCGCUGGUAGCUAAAGUCCGUAGAGCUCCAGGACCAAGUCUGGAUAGACUUGAAAGUUUCCUCUACUUCGGGAUCACUGUUAAACAGUUAUGUGAUCAUCUCGAAGCCGCUGGACUACAUGAUCAUCUGAGUAAUCCGAUGCUAGUGCAGGAGCUGGUUAGUAAGCUACCAUCCGAGUAUAAACUGGACUGGGUACGCUUCAAGCGGGGAAAGAUAGGGACUCCGCUUAGGCUGUUUACUGAUUUUACCAACGAAAUCGUAUCAGAAGUAUCGGAAGUAGCCGAAUUUAGUGGCCUAGAAACAAAGGGGCAGAGAGAGGUCGGAAAACCUAAGGGAAAGAAGGAGUUUAUGCACACCCAUUCAGCACAAAACGUCCAGCCGUACGUAGCUCAUUCCACGUCGGCUCCCAAAGGAAAAAGACCGUGUGUCGUUUGCAAGAGAACGGACCACAAAGUGCGAUUUUGUGACGACUUUGAGAAACUAACACUACGAGAUCGACUGAAGUUAGUAGAGAAGUAUAAGCUCUGUGCAUUAUGUCUGUGUGAGCACGGCCGAACUCGCUGCACGUUCAAUGUUCGGUGUAACAUAGACCAUUGCAAAGGUGGGCAUCAUCCAUUGCUCCAUCGCACUGAAGAGCUCGUUCAGGUGGCUGAUGUCGAAUGCAACACUCAUCUUCGCUCAAACCGUUCAGUCCUUUUUCGCAUAUUACCGAUAACUUUGCAUAAUGGCAAGUCGUCUGUAAAUUUGAUCGCUUUCUUGGACGAAGGCGCAUCUGCAACAUUGCUGGAGAGCACAGUAGCAGACAAGUUGAAUGCUGACGGUGUUCCAGAACCAUUGGUGGUUCACUGGACAGCGAAUGUGAAGCGGCAUGAGGACCAAUCUCGACGGUUGGAUUUGUUGAUCUCCCCGAGAGGAUCAAACACUAAACACCAGCUGAAGGGUGUUCGUACGGUAAAGAAUUUGAUGCUGCCAAUACAGAGCAUCAAGAUUCAAGACCUGGCGAAUCGUUUCGAGCAUAUGAAAGGCUUGUCUGCAAACGAUUACGACGCCGAUGCACCGCAAAUAAUUAUUGGCCUGGACAAUUUACACUUGUUCGCGCCAUUGGAGUCACGAGUAGGUGGAGUAGGAGAACCGAUUGCCGUCCGAUCCGCGCUAGGCUGGACAGUGUACGGACCAGAUAAACCGGUGUCAUCGGCAAAAGCGUUCGUGAACCACCACAUCACUCAUACCGUAAGCAACCAAGAGUUGCAUGAGAUGCUUGGAGCACAAUAUGCAUUGGAAGAGCUCUCUACAUCGAUGGUACCCCUUGCUGAAUCCAACGAAGAUAAACGGGCGCGUGAUAUUCUGCAGAAAACAACCGUUCGAGUAGGGGAUCGAUUUGAGACGGGACUGCUAUGGAAAAACGAUGUUCCUGACUUUCCAGACAGUUACCCGAUGGCGGUGCGUCGCUUGAAGGCGUUGGAGAGGCGGCUUUCCAGAAAUCCGGAACUACAGCAAAACGUUUUCCAGCAAAUCGUGGAGUAUCAGCGCAAAGGGUACUGCCACAAGGCAACAAAAGCAGAGUUGGGCGAGACAGCGACGAACAAGGUGUGGUAUUUACCGCUGAACGUGGUGCUUCAUCCAAAGAAGCCUGAUAAAGUCCGGUUGGUGUGGGACGCUGCUGCCGCAGUCAAUGGGACAUCACUCAACUCUAACUUAUUGAAAGGUCCCGAUCUACUUACUUCGCUGCCAGCAGUGAUAUGCAAAUUUAGGGAAAAGAGUGUUGCCUUCGGCGGUGACGUGCGCGAAAUGUACCACCAGCUGCGCAUACGAGAGGCGGAUAAACAGGCUCAGCGCUUUCUGUUUCGUUUUGAGUCCAGUCGUCCUCCCGAGGUUUACGUAAUGGACGUAGCAACGUUCGGGUCAACCAGCUCUCCGUGCUCGGCACAAUUUGUCAAAAAUUUAAAUGCCGAGGAGUAUGCAGGACAGUUUCCAGAUGCAGCGAAGGCUAUCGUGGAACGCCAUUAUGUCGACGACUAUUACGACAGCGUCGACUCAGAAGAAGAAGCCGUAAAGCGUGCCAAAGAGGUGCAUUUCAUCCACUCGAAGGCCGGGUUCGAAAUCAGAAAUUGGGCAUCGAAUUCGGAGAAGGUUCUACGGGAAUUAAAAGAACCGAACCAGGAGCGAACGAUACACUUUCACCAGGACAAGGUCACCGAUCGGGAGCGAGUACUGGGUCUCAUCUGGGACACGAAAUGGGAUGUGCUGUCUUUCUCGAUUCCGGCUCAGGACGAAGUCAUAAGUUCCGGAAUGCGCCCGACCAAGCGUCAAAUCCUGAGCAUCGUCAUGUCUCUUUUCGACCCGUUGGGUUUGCUUACUCCAUUCACCGUGCUGGGCAAAAUGUUGGUUCAAGCUCUUUGGCGGACCGGGUGUGAUUGGGAUGAGCCUAUCGACGAUGAUUCUAAUGCCAAAUGGCAACAGUGGACUGAGAUGCUACCGGAAAUAGAACGAGUGCGAAUACCCCGGUCUUAUUUUGGGAAUCUUCACUCAGACAGUUACGGCCAAAUCCAGUUGCACGUGUUUUGUGACGCUGGUGAGAAUGCGUAUGGUUGCGUAGGUUAUCUGCGAAUUGUCGUCAACCAAGAGGUGAGCUGUUCUUUAGUAAUGGCUCGAUCUAAAGUUGCUCCACUAAGGCAGCUAACGAUACCGCGACUGGAGCUGCAGGCCGCAGUGCUAGCAGCACAAAUGAUAAAGGCGAUUCGACAAAACCACUCACUUGAAAUACAUCGAGUUUUCAUUUGGAGUGACUCGCAGACAGUUCUGUCGUGGAUACGGUCGGAUCAACGAAAGUAUAAACAGUUCGUCGGUUUUCGGAUCGGGGAAAUACUGAGCUUGUCAAACCUGUCAGAUUGGAGAUGGAUUCCGUCGAAACUGAACAUCGCUGACUGCUUGACCAAGUGGGGACGUAUGCCCUCCAUGGAGCCUGGAAGUUCCUGGUUCAGAGGACAAGAAUUCAUUUGCCAAGCACCGGAAACGUGGCCACAGCAAGUCUUACCUCCAGCAAACACGACGACAGAAAUGCGGGCGGUUUUUCUCUUCCACGACAUAGUGCUGACCGGACCUUUCAUCGACACCAAUCGAAUUUCCAAAUGGAAUGUCCUCAUCAGAACGGUAGCUUGUCUAUACCGUUUCAUCUCCAAUUGCCGAAGAAAAUGCCGUGGUCAAUCUAUCGAAACCCUUGAGCCUACGGCGAAUCAAGAAAAGCUGAUCCGGGGAGCGCUAACAGCAACCAGAGUUGGACUACAGCAGGGAGAAUAUCGGAGAGCCGAAGAAGCUCUGUUCCGGAUGGCUCAAAGUGACGCGUUCGGAGACGAAAUAAAAACUCUCCGAAAAAAUCAGGAAUUGGAACAAGACCAAUGGAUACCCUUGGAGAGAUCGAGUCCACUCCACAAGAUGACGCUACUGUUGGACUCUUCCGAAGUUCUACGGUUCGAGGGACGAACCGCAAAUGCCGAGUUUUUGCCGUUCGAUUUGCGAUUCCCUAUAGUAUUACCCAAAGAUAACGCAGUGACGGCAAGACUGGUACAAUAUUUUCAUGCAAAGUGUGGUCAUGCCUUCAGGGAGACGGUAAAGAGUGAAAUUAAACAACGGUUCGUGAUUCCAAAGCUCAGCUCCGUCGUCGCUAAUGUGGAGAAACAUUGUGUUUGGUGUAAGGUCCACAAGAAUAGACCAAGCGUACCACGAAUGGCUGCGCUACCAAUUCAAAGGCUCACACCAUACCAGCGACCGUUUACAUUCGUGGGGGUCGACUAUUUGGGGCCAGUAGAAGUUACGAUCGGACGGCGCGCGGAAAAAAGGUGGAUUGUCGUUUUCACGUGCUUGGUCGUUCGUGCCAUUCACUUAGAGGUGGCUCACAGCCUCAAUACCCAGUCAUGCUUGAUGGCCAUCAGGCGCUUUACUUGUCGCCGAGGAUCGGUUGCAGAAUACUUCUCGGACAACGGGACCAAUUUUCGUGCGGCGAGCAAAGAAAUCCAGCAGCUGUACCGUGACGUGCAGAAGGCGUGCGCUGAAGAGCUGACGGAUGCGAGGACGCAGUGGCAUUUUAACCCCCCUGCUGCUCCCCAUAUGGGGGGAGUGUGGGAGAGAAUGGUUCGGACGGUGAAAGAGGUGAUGAGCGCUCUGAACGACGGGAGGAGAUUAACCGAAGAAAUUCUUCAAACUACAUUGUGUGAAGCUGAGGAUAUGAUCAACAGUCGGCCGCUGGUAUUCGCUCCGCAGGAGUCUCCUUUGCCUGCACUAACACCAAAUACUUUCCUUCGGGGAUCAUCUCCCAACGAGCCACAGGAGGUUGUUGUACCAACGAACGUUGCACAUGCUCUGCGAGAUUCAUAUAAGCGAUCUCAGCUACUAGCAGAUGAAAUGUGGAAGCGGUGGAUAAGGGAAUAUGUUCCCAGCAUCAAUAGUCGGACGAAGUGGUUUACAGAAACGCGCCCGCUGCAGAAAGGUGAUCUAGUGUACGUGGUAGAAGGAGAUCGACGGAAAUCUUGGAUGCGGGGUGUCAUAGAGAAACCGAUUAUGUCCAGCGACGGACGAGUGAGACAGGCGAUCGUGCGAACAAACAGCGGUACCUAUAAACGUCCGGUCGCAAAACUGGCGGUUCUGGAGAUUGCUGAGGGUAACGCUGAUCCGGUGAAAGGAGCCGGAACAGGAUUACGGGUCGGGGAUUGUUGUGGUAGCCAGCCCCCUGGUUUGUAGGACUGGGUAGGUUAUACACAGCAAUACGUACAAGCAGUUUACGGUGUAGAGAAAAUUGAUGACGGGACAAGCUGUCAUUUCUGAACAGAUAGAAGGUGAAGGAAGGCUAACAAUUGGAAUACCUAAAUUAAACCUACAAUUUGUUAAAUCUACUAAAUAUUAAUAAUUCCUUAAUGCUAAUCUUAACGCUAUUUCGGUAUCACAGGAUCGCUUAAAACUAUCUUAAGAUACGUGAUUGAAUAUCGGAACACCUCCACGUGGUGUAGACCGUUUAAAGAUAAUUGAGAAUAAGGUUAGUGUAGACAUACAUGCUUAAAACUUAAAGAAGUUAACAGUGUUCUUGAAACUUCUAACCGCAGAUUAGUAAAAACCCGGCGAACGCGAUUUGCUGACCGUUUUUAAGAGCCUUUUUGGGGCUGCAGGAGGAAAAACAAAAUUUGUAAGACUAUAUAUUACACAAUUAACUUAAAAUUUAAUAAAUUAUACUAUUCUAGCUUUAAGCUGCCAACUAAAAAAGGCUGCUCUAAGGAUUGUUAAUCCUCACAUCCGAACAGAUAGUCUCAGCUCCAUUGAGGCCAUCCGUGCGGCGAAGCCUGGAAAGCACUCACCGUAUUUCCUGGGGAAAAUACGGGAAUAUCUGAGUGCUUUAUCUGAAAAAUCUUACCAGAUUACCUUGGUUUGGGUCCCGUCACAUUGUUCUAUUGCGGGCAAUGAGAAGGCGGACUCUUUAGCCAAGGUGGGCGCAUUAGAAGGCGACACUUACGAAAGACCAAUUUGCUUCAACGAAUUUUUCAGUAUCUCUCGUCAGAGGACGCUCGAUAGUUGGCAAACCUCAUGGAGCAAUGGGCAUCUGGGACGGUGGCUACAUUCCAUUAUCCCGAAGGUAUCAACGAAUGCUAGGUUUAAGUGGUUUGAUUUGAACCGGGACUUUAUUCGUACGAUGUCAAGGAUCAUGUCCAACCAUUACUCGUUUGACGCGCAUCUCCGUCGUAUAGGGCUUGCUGAAAGUAAUCAUUGUGUUUGUGAGAACGGCUAUCACGACAUCGAGCAUGUUGUUUGGCUGUGCGCAGAGUACUGUGUUGCCAGGUCCCAACUAAUAGAUUCCCUUCGGGCCCGAGGUAGAUCACCCUAUGUGCCAGUCCGGGACGUCCUGGCAAGCCGUGACCACCCCUAUAUUUUUCUUAACUAUAUCUUUUUAAAAACCAUUGAUGUGCAAGUUUAAUACAUUUUACCCUCUCUCAUUCACAGUAGAAUCUCACCAACCUAUCCCUGUAUCUACAAUAUGGCAUUGCUUCAUGAGUCUUCGGUGCAUACCCUUCUUGAUAACCUUCUAUCCAGAACAUCAUGACAUACCUCACAUGCAGAUGAUAUGGAGAACAUCAUGACAGUAUCGGAGUGCCAAUAAUUAUCCGAAAUAUCGACCCUCUCCUCGCCCCUGCGAUUACAGGCUGGAAACUACAACACUACAACAAAGUGUGCAUAUCCGCCAUAAUGAUCAAUCAGCAAACGACGAUAUCAAUUACACAAUAUGAAUCCCACUUCCUACCUUUUUCCUUUACUUACAUAAGAGGGGAGCCGCCCCUAAAUACGGCUUUCCCUUCCCCCACUAACAUGUGACAUGUAAUUUAAAAAAAAAUGAAUUAUCGGCCUCGUUAA